This is a messenger RNA of Helobdella robusta, 1617 nucleotides long. RefSeq lists its product as hypothetical. The record is from RefSeq and is a predicted model, not a curated record. The transcript has 4 exons. The coding region runs from base 1 to 1617 and encodes 538 amino acids. Lineage: Eukaryota; Metazoa; Annelida; Clitellata; Rhynchobdellida; Glossiphoniidae.
AUGAUCCAAUACACAAGCCAACAACUGCUUGAUUUUCUACCCGACAAAUUCGUCAUCAGAAGACCGCUAAGAAAACUCUUUUCCUCAAUAAAAUUAGGAAGCAAGAGCAUCACCAACAUCAACACCUCUUCUCUUUUCUUCAAUCGCUACAGCGCUCUACAACAACUUCAACAUCAACACCCCCUGGCCAUCUAUUUCAAUCGCUACAGCAAUCUGCAACAACAUCAACACCUCCAGCCCAUCUACCUAGCACUAAUUCAUCCCAAAAUCACCCCAUGUCAUCAUCCACCCACCAUCUACAUUUUUAAUGUCACUAGCAUUGUCAAGCCAUACGCUAUUGAGAAUUUGAGAUGUGAUGUGUAUUAUCUCCACUCUGACAUCAUCACCAUCACCGAGUCAUGGUUUAGGCUAGAUCACCCUGAUGGUUUGAUCGCAAUAGAUGGCUACACACACUUCAGAAAAGACCGCCCUGGCAGGCGGCGUGGAGGAGGCGUUGUUAUCUAUUUGAAGUCAUCCAUCACAUCUCAAAUUCACAUCGUUUCGCUUCAUGCUAUCAAUGAUGCACUGAAAACCUUUUGUCUCAAGUGCAUUAUUGACAGUGAACCAUACUUCAUCUGCGCCAUCUAUCAUCCACCAAACCAUCCAUCAUACAAAGUCUCCACCUUGAUGAGUUACAUCGAUGAACCCUCAUCAUACAAAGUCUCCACCUUGAUGAGUUACAUCGAUGAACCCUCUAACACUGCUUUGGAGAGCGACUCAAAACUCAUCAUCAACUCAAUCUUCAAUCAACUCGACCACCAUUCCAUCCUUCAAACAGGUCUACACUCUAUAUUCUUGGGCCCCACCAACCAAGGUCACAACCUUGACAGAAUAUAUGGGAUUAAUGUAAACCUGGACAUCACUCACACUUAUAGGUCACACGUUUCAACACAUCAUCUUGGGUUUUCUGCUCCUCCACCUCCACCAACUAACUCAACAUCGAGUAACAACACUAUGAGAAAAGUCAUCUCAUUUCGCCGUCGUCAUCCUUCACAGAGUAGUGCUUGCCUUCAAUAUCUCAAAAACAUCGACUUCAAUAUCUUCGACUUCAACACCACCACCACCAACAAUACUCUACCAGCAAUUUUUAAUAAUAAUACUAUUAAUUUUGAUAAUAUUAAAAAUAACAGUGCUAACAAUAGUCCUACUAAUAUAAGCGUGGAAGCAAAGCCAUGUGGGACCAAGUCAACAAGAUUAGAGGCUCUGACAAAUCAUUCAACACGUCAACCUCACAGCAAAUUGAUGCAAAACACAUUCAACACCCACUUUGCUUCCAUGUCAACCAACCCGACCUACAAAACUCCACCAACAAAAGCAACAAUAAUCAAUAAUCGUCAACACCAACAAUUUACCCCAUACUCGGUCCUGCACAUGCUAACGAAGGCCUGUCCAUCCGGUACAGGUUUUCAAACAUUUUACGCACUCAAAACACUUCGCUUACAUAGUCUCAGAGGCAUCAAAUUAUUCGACAUCACUGAAUCACUCGUAUCUCAAGCAUCAAAUAUGCAGCUCCCUCCAGGUCUGGUUUUGUUACACAACAACAACUUCAGCAACUACAAUUUCUCGUCAAAAAACUAA